CCUACCUGUGAUUUUGACAACGCCGGGCGUUUCCAAACACUGCAAGGCUUGAAGAAGUCUGUGUCUUCGUGGAUCGACACCGGCAGCAGAUCCCCAGAGCCCAGCGCGAACAACCUUGGACCUGCAGGAGCACAACAGGACAGUCAACAUGAGCAGAUGUCUGAUUAGCAAGUCGGAGGUGGCCGGGUUCAUCGAGAGGUGUAUGACAGGUGUGGGCACAAAGCCGCAUCAUGCCCGCAGCCUGGCCGAGGUACUGGUGGAGGGAGACCACAGAGGACACUACAGCCAUGGACUCAACAGGAUGGACAUGUAUGUAAAGGACAUCCAGUCAGGAAUCUGUGCCAAGGACGGUGAGCCAGUGGUGGAGAAGGAGAGUGCAGCCACAGCACUGGUGGAUGGGAAAAACCUCCUGGGUCCUGUGGUGGGAAACUUCUGCAUGAAACUGGCCAUUAAGAAGGCAAAAGAAGCUGGCAUUGGCUGGGUGGUGGCACACGGUUCCAACCACUACGGUAUUGCAGGAUACUACUCAAUGCAAGCUCUGAAGGAAAACAUGAUUGGCAUGUCAUUUACCAACACGUCCCCACUGGUGGUUCCCACACGUGGUAAAGAGUGCACUUUGGGCACCAACCCCAUCAGCGUGGCAGCUCCUGCUAAAGACGGAGACAGCUUUGUUCUGGAUAUGGCCACAUCAGCAGUAGCACUUGGAAAGGUGGAGCUCUAUGAACGGCGUGGAGACCCCAUCCCUGAGGGCUGGGGCUGUGAUGCCCAGGGCAAGCUGACCACCGACCCUAAGAGAGUUCUGAGCGGAGGAGGACUGGUGCCCAUCGGCGGCAGUGAAGCCACAGGAGGGUACAAAGGCUACGGUCUGGGAAUGAUGGUGGAGGUGUUCUGUGGUAUCUUGGCUGGUGCCCAGUACAGCAAUCAUGUCCGCACGUGGAAAGUAACGGAUCGGGUUGCCAACCUGGGUCAGUGUUUUGUUGCAAUCAACCCAGAGAACUUUGCUCCCGGGUUUGCCGACAGGAUGUCAGACCUACUGUCCAUCCAGAGAGGGAUGGACCCUGCUGACCCAAGCACACCUGUUUUGGCUGCUGGAGAUCCAGAGAGGAUGAACAUAAAGAAGUGUGAGGAGAUGGGCGGGAUCCCCUACCACAUCAAUGUCGUCAACUACAUGAAUGAAUGUGCCAAGAGAGUUGGUGUCAGCCCACUGCUGCCAUGUACCAAUCUUGUUUCCAAUUAGUUGGUGAAGUCAAGAUUCUCAGCAUUGGAAAUCUGGAACUUCUGCUUAUCUUGAAGUUCACAUUGAGCUACUUAGGAAUGCAACUUUGUUUAGGGACAUUAUACAUACUAUUUUAUUCAUUUUAACCACACUUGUCAGGUGUAAUCAGGUUGUUUGAUGAUCAUCCAAACAGAUGACAGACUAGGACCUCUUCAGAUUAAUAAUCAGCUUUUGGAAAGAAGUCAACCAGAAAAAUAUUUUUGCCUUAUCUCUUUUUGCACAUACAAACUCAACCAGAUGUUGCCUAUAGCACCACCAUGGACUGAGUUCCCUUACAUAUACAGUAUCAGUGGUGGAAGAAGUAUUCAGAUCCUUUACUUAAGUAAAAGUACUAAUACCAUACUUUAAAAAUACUUGGCCCUUUACAAGUAAAAGUCCUGCAUUGCAAAUAUUACUUAAGUAAAAGUACAUAUCAGUAAGUAUCAUCAGGUAAAAGUACUCAAUGCUGAAGAAUUUUAGAAAACUGGAAACAAUCCAAACUGUGUUUAAUAGUGUAAUCUAAUCAUUUCAGCUGGACUUGUAGGCCGUUAUAUUGUUGGGUAGUCUAAUUUAUAAUCAUUCAAGGUUCAAGAUACUUUAUUGUCAUCUUUUAUAAACUACAUUUGUUUUGUGUGAAAAAAUCUUAAUUUGUAAAGUAACUAAAGCUGUUAGCUUUAGUGGAGUAAAAAGUACAAUAUUUCUCUCUGAAAUGUUGUGGAGUAGAAGUAGAAAGUGGCAUGAAAAGAAAAGACUCAAGUAAAGUACAAGUACCUCAACAUUUGUACUUACUUAAGUACAGUACUUGAGUAAAUGUACUUAGCUACAUUCCACCACUGGACAGUAUACUGUCUAUGUAAGGGACCUCACCUUGUAUACAAGUCAUAUUGUAGUUACAACUGUCACAUUAGAUAAACACUUCAACAUCAGUCACUUGAAAUCCAACCCAACAUUAUUUUAAUCUCUUUGUAUAAUAACCAUGACAUUUGUGACAUAUAAAGGAACAUUUUUCUUUCCUUAUUUCAGGGACUCUUUGAAACAUGUUAUUUGUGUCUUGAGAUACUUCAUCCAAAUUGUCUUCAAGAUGCUGUAUCUCUCACAGCGAAAUACGCACAUUUUUUAUAUAAAGCAGCUGUAAGUCGUUGAUUUAUUGCUGAUGGCUGGAUGUUAAUGAGUUAACAGAGUUUGAGUGGUGCCGUUGAAAGAUAAGCUAAAGUCAUUGUGGUUUGUUGUCAUCAAGUGAACAGUUGGGUCAUUACUUGUUGGUGAGCUGCUUUACUUAAAUUUCACUGCAGUUUUGUAACUGUACUUUAAUCUAGAUACUGUAUGACGCACAAAAACAGUU
Molecule: messenger RNA, 2597 nt
Organism: Perca flavescens (yellow perch)
Lineage: Eukaryota; Metazoa; Chordata; Actinopteri; Perciformes; Percidae
Exons: 11
Coding region: 149-1237 (362 amino acids)
Molecular function (GO): oxidoreductase activity
Source: RefSeq, a predicted model, not a curated record